This is a messenger RNA of Egretta garzetta (little egret), 1800 nucleotides long. RefSeq names its product centrin 3 (gene CETN3). Gene Ontology annotation, cellular component: microtubule organizing center. NCBI's taxonomy places the organism in Eukaryota, Metazoa, Chordata, Aves, Pelecaniformes, Ardeidae. Gene Ontology annotation, biological process: spindle pole body duplication. Gene Ontology annotation, molecular function: microtubule binding; calcium ion binding. The transcript is spliced from 4 exons. The record is from RefSeq and is a predicted model, not a curated record. The coding region runs from base 88 to 432 and encodes 114 amino acids.
GAACAGAAGCAAGAAAUUAAAGAUGCCUUUGAGUUGUUUGAUACAGACAAAGAUAGAGCAAUAAAUUAUCAUGAAUUAAAGGUGGCAAUGAGAGCCUUGGGUUUUGAUGUGAAAAAAGCUGAUGUACUGAAAAUACUUAAAGAUUAUGAUCGAGAAGCGACAGGCAAGAUCACCUUUGAAGAUUUUAAUGAAGUUGUGACAGACUGGAUAUUGGACAGAGACCCACAGGAAGAAAUACUCAAGGCGUUCAAAUUAUUUGAUGAUGAUGACUCUGGUAAAAUAAGUCUGAGAAACCUGCGCCGGGUUGCUAGAGAAUUGGGUGAAAACAUGUCUGAUGAAGAACUACGGGCUAUGAUUGAAGAAUUUGAUAAGGAUGGAGAUGGAGAGAUCAAUCAAGAGGAGUUCAUUGCUAUUAUGACUGGAGAUAUUUAGCAUUAGAAGAAAAGAAGUGAACUCAGCACAAAAGGGAGGAGUCAUUGGCAGCUUCCAUUACAAUGUUUUGUACUUCCAUUCAUUUCUGUAGCUGGAGCGAUGCAGAAAAUUACUUUCCUCACAGGACCAAAAUAAAGACAGGUUAUAUGCACUGGUAGUUCAGUGCUUUGUAUCAUUAAAUAUUAUUACUAGAAUAAUGGAUAUAUCAUUUUAGAAGAAGUAAGUAAUGCUGCAUUUCAGAAUGUUUGAGUGCUCAUUUGUAAAAUAGCUUUGUAUAAGAUUUCUAAAUUGUAUCAUAUUAUAAGAACCUUUUGAGGUUGACUUUGUGUUAGCAUUAGCUGUGGCCUUAGUUUUGAUACAUAAGGUUUGACAAACUUCCAUUUUAAUAAAAUGUUCUUUACUAUUGCUACUUGAAACUCUUAUUUUUGUAGUUUAAUCUGAACUGGACUGUAACGUAAAAUCCUUCAGGGAAAAGAGGUUUGGGUUUGUUUGGGGUUGUGUUUUUUUGGGGUUGUUUGUUUUUUUUUUUUUCAUUUAUAGGCUUGUACUUCUGCUGUUCUAGAUGAAUGGUAACAUUAAAUGAGCAAGCAUUUGCAUCCUCAAAGAUGCAGUUUGUUAAUUCUGUAUUACCCCAGCGUGACAGCAAAGGUCCAGCAGCUAUGCAUGAUGAUAAACUAUCAAAAAGGUGCUUAAAUCGUCCAGGUGUCAGCCGGCAGCUCUCUCUUCAGUGUCCACAGCUCUGACAGCUGUGGAGACAAUGGCAACUGUUUAUGGUGAGUAGAUGCUCUUGCUGCAGUGUCUAGUUAGAAGAAAAGCACCACAGGGAAUCAGCUUUUAAAGUAGUUGAAGAGACUGGAUAUAUUUCUGGUUUGCCAGGUGUCUUCCAGAAGACUUCUUGUAGGUUGGUCUUCCAGAUUUCCUGUAAAUUAGUUGUAGUUUCUUCUUUUUAAAUUUCACUCUCCUUAUAUAUCAAAAAAUGUAACUAAAUCUUGGCUAAUCCUGUGUUCGUCUUUAUUGUCAGAAAAGCAGCUGUCGGUAAUCCUGGGGUUGUGAACACGUUUGCCCUGCACAAGCAAUCAGAGCUUGGAAGUUACUGAAGACAGAAGUUAAGGUCAUCAAAGUUAAUAGAUUUUUCCUGUUAUUUUUUUCAAGUGUGUAUUGUAGCAUUCUUACCUGUGAAAUACUGUGUUGCUCUCUAUUAAGCCAUCAGUACCAGUCCAUUCACACAGAAGAUUAUAGCAAUUCAAAAGGGCUAGCAGGGGCUCCGUAUAACUGAUCAGGUAAUGUGAACAGCCACCUGGUGUAGAACCCUGGUGGGGUAUGUGGCCAUCAGCUGGGAUUUCUGUUCUGGAUCACGCUCGCUCAGAG